AUGAAUUACCCAGAAAAUACAUCACAUAUUAAAAAAUGGUUUUUCAAAAGCAGACAAGAAAUAGAUGAUAUUUGUUUAAAAAAAUAUAACGAUUUCAAAGAAAAAUUUAAAACAUACAAUGUGAAUAUACCUAAAUACGCUGAUAUAGAAAAAACAAAGUUAUAUUUUUGCUAUCAGCUAACACAUUUUUGCGAUAUAAAAAGAUUACAACCUCAAAUAGUAGAAUGCGCUAUUGUAUUGUAUAAUAGAUUUUAUUUGAAAGAAAUAAUUUUAGAAUAUGACCCUCGCAUCUUAAUAUUUACUUGCAUUAUAUUAGCAAUAAAGUUAGAAGGAUAUGGACGACUGUAUAAAAUCAAUGAAUUUUUUAGCGAUAUAGAUAUUAACUUAGAUAAAGUUUUAGAACAUGAAAAUGUUGUUUGCUCAUCAUUGGAUUUUGAAUUGAAUUUUUUAUAUACUAAAGAAUGUAUUUUUUAUUUAAAAAAUCAAUUUUUAAAUUAUAUAAAUAAAUAUAUAAAUAAAGACAAUGAAGUAAAAAAUUCUUUUGAAAAUAUUUGCGAUAAAAUAUACGUUAGCACUUCAUUGGAAUGCUUAAAGCUUCUAGAAAACUUUUUUAUAACAUUUACUUACACACCUGCACAAAUAGCAUUAUACUGUUUUAUAAAUAAUAUUAAAAUCAAUUUUAAUAUUGUAAAUGCCGAUAAAUUCAUCCUGGAAUUUAUUACAAAUAAUAAUCAAAUCCUUUUUCAAAAGUUGAAAAAUAAAAUAGAUGAACUUCAUAUUAAAUAUAAAGAUCAUUUUGAUUUGAGGAAUACAUUUGAUGAUGAAAAUACUACGAAGCAAAUAGGAGAGACUUUAGAUAUGUGCAUUGAUAUUUACGAUAUUUUAAAAAAAAAAAAAAGUCAUAAAAAGUCUAAAAAAAAUAAACUAAACAAUGAAGAUAAUGAACAAAAUGAAUCUAAAAAAAUGGCAAGCAUAAAAUAA
Molecule: messenger RNA, 981 nt
Organism: Plasmodium vinckei vinckei
Lineage: Eukaryota; Apicomplexa; Aconoidasida; Haemosporida; Plasmodiidae
Product: cyclin, putative
Exons: 1
Coding region: 1-981 (326 amino acids)
Source: RefSeq, a predicted model, not a curated record